AUGACUGUGCUUGAGACCAAUAUCUCGAACGACAAGGAGGCUUCUACAUCUUCGGCAUCUCGAAGUCGGGUUCACGGGCCGUGUCUCGCCUACUAUCUGGGAAAGGAAUGUCUUGGUACGAGCCGAUGGCGUGGAGACAUGCUGUGGAGACCCCGGUGGAGAGAGUCUGAUCACAAGGCGGGUCGGUCAAAAGCGUGUAUGACCGUUGGGCAAAGUGGAGUCAUGUAUAGCGUGUUCGUGCGCAGCAAAGACUGUCAAAGCACGAGCGAACUAAGAAGAGCUUUGUUGUGGGUCGGCCUGAAAUUUGCUUCAAGAUUGUUGACCGCAAACAUCCUGGAAGAUGAAAAGGACAAUCGGCUCUGCUGCUCACGCUUCCUCGUCAGCGAAGACCUCGGAACAAGUCAUGAAGGUUUUCACGGAUCUUGCCACGAUUCAAGAGUCAUUCCAGCACUGAGGCUCUGUUCCGUCAGUUUGAUGGCGCAUCAAAGUCCUACCGUCGUCAAUCGCGGCCUGGAUGCCAAAGGUCAAAGCGUACACAGUUUUGGCUUGAAGAAGCGAAGUCUGUUCAAGCCAUUUCCCGGCCCCACAUUGGUCGACGUGGAGAGAGACCCACAGGGCUUUUUUCGUGGAGUCUCCAGCUCUUCGACUCCACGAUGA
Aureobasidium pullulans EXF-150 is the source of this 657-nucleotide messenger RNA. RefSeq lists its product as uncharacterized. The transcript has 2 exons. The record is from RefSeq and is a predicted model, not a curated record. Lineage: Eukaryota; Fungi; Ascomycota; Dothideomycetes; Dothideales; Saccotheciaceae. The coding region runs from base 1 to 657 and encodes 218 amino acids.